Strongyloides ratti is the source of this 564-nucleotide messenger RNA. Its product is annotated as Caenorhabditis elegans ly-6-related family-containing protein. The transcript has 4 exons. The coding region runs from base 1 to 564 and encodes 187 amino acids. Gene Ontology annotation, biological process: olfactory behavior; response to odorant. Lineage: Eukaryota; Metazoa; Nematoda; Chromadorea; Rhabditida; Strongyloididae. The record is from RefSeq and is a predicted model, not a curated record. Gene Ontology annotation, cellular component: neuronal cell body; axon; extrinsic component of plasma membrane.
AUGCUGUUAUAUUUUUUUCUUUUAUUUCCUUUCUAUAUCUAUGUUUUAUCAUCAAAACAACGUCACGAUACUGUAAAAUGUUUUAGUUGUAUGUCAAGAUAUUAUGGAGCAACAUGGCAAUUUGCUGGUUAUUCACGUAUGUAUCAAGAACCUCGUGCAUUUACAGACCAUUGUCAAGAUCCAUAUAAAAGAGGUGCUGAGAUACCUCCUAUAACAUGUGAAACAAAUGAAAAUUGUCUCACGAUUGUUGAGAACCUUCGAAUUGGUACAGGAGCCAGAGGAUUUAUACGAGGAUGUUUUUCUUCUAUAUUUCUUUAUGGAUUUAAUAGAUCUACUCCAGCAUUCAAUUUAAAAAAUAUUAAUUUCUGUCGCACUUUUAACAUGUCUCAAUUAAUAAGCACAGGAGGUAAUGCAUUUGAUUCACAAAUGCAUGUAUGUUCGUGCAGAGGUAACAUGUGUAAUGCUGCUACAGUUUCAUCGUCAUCAUCAUUAACCUGUAGAAUACAAUAUCUUUUCAUUUUUAUAAUUUUUAAUGUACUAAUUCUUUUUUGUAUUAUUUUAUAA